Messenger RNA from Exophiala oligosperma, 2208 nucleotides. RefSeq lists its product as uncharacterized. The record is from RefSeq and is a predicted model, not a curated record. The coding region runs from base 68 to 1978 and encodes 636 amino acids. The transcript has 2 exons. NCBI's taxonomy places the organism in Eukaryota, Fungi, Ascomycota, Eurotiomycetes, Chaetothyriales, Herpotrichiellaceae.
UUCUUCGCGGCCGCCUCCUCCCCCUUCCUCCUCAACCCUUUCUCCUCGACCCUUUCACUCUUCCCUCAUGUUCGCCCUCGAAGAACCUGAGUCGAGAAAGCGACAACGGUCCUCACAAUCGCGCGAGGAUCUCGAGCCGGAGCCGAUAGCAAAGAAGCAAAAACCUCUUUCGGAAAGCCGUGACCUCCCUCGUCAUCGUCCUCCCAGCUUCUGGGACACGUUAUCCAAGAUUCGAUUGAGUCGCGGUGCUCUCCGAGAGUUUGACCGUAGGAACAUUGAAGAGAAGGUCCAGCCACCUUGCACACUCACACCGAAGGUCGAAUAUCCCACAGGGCGUGCUCGCCUACUGCUCAAGAGAUUUGCUCGACGUGGUGGGCCUGAUCUAUCACACCUUCGAGGGCUUGCCAACUUGCCUCUUCCGAUCCUCGACAGAAUGAGCGGUUAUGCUCGUUCUCAAAGCGGGAGACGGUCGUCAGCCUCCUCGAGGCUAAGUGACCAUACCAAGACCACCUCUACUAAGACCACUCCGUAUAGCGGCAAUUUUGAGCAAAAACUGAUCGACAAUGCCAUCUACCCCAGCCUAUAUGAGCAUUCAGAUGGACGUUUAUCACAAAACCCGGCGAAUCUGAGUGACAUCCGGGCCGCACAACGCCACCCUCGGGCAUCUCUAUCACCGUCGCGAUUCACUGACGAAGAUUUUGAAGCCUUUCAGCGGGCAAAUGCAAGAGCGUCCGGCGAGACUACGGGGAUGCAUAACUUACUCCCCUUCAUCGCGGGAAAUGAGGCGGGCCAUCGUUUCGAGAUGGGUCUGCCGUUGAGCAACCUGAAACCGUUCGACAAAGAUCUCUGCGACCCCAGCCCCGACGUCUAUCAUGGAGCGGCACUCUCGACCAUCCAUCCGCGUGUUCGUGCUGACUUGGGACGUUAUAUCAUUCCAUCGACGGUCGAUCUAACUCGUCCGGCGGCUCCGAAUUUCUUCGUCGAGGGCAAAAGCCCUCAAGGUCGAGCGGAUGUAGCAAAGAGACAAGCCAUGCAUGACGGAGCAUUUGGGGCUCGAGCUAUACACGAACUUCGGAACUACAAAGCUGAAGAGCCAGAAUACGACAACAAGGCACGAAGCUUUUCCGCGACCUACCACGCAGGCACCGGCACUCUUCAGACCUAUGCGCACCAUCUCACUGCGCCGCUCACUCCCGGAGGGGAGUCAGAGUAUCACAUGACUCAGACAAAGGCAUUUGCAAUGACGAGCGACAAAGAAACAUUCGUGAGAGGCGCCACGGCCUACCGCAACGAUCGGGACUUAGCAAAGAAAGAGCGGGACAGCUCCAUUGCCCUUGCCAACGAGGUGGCUCGCCAGAUGCCCGCGCCCACCCCAAACACGCCCACCCCAAACACCAGCUCCACGACCAGCCGCACAUCCCGUUCGACGGUCAUUGCUGCCGGAUCGGACACCUCCUCUGAAGACGAGCUGGCUCGCGAUGAGGUGACCCCGGUUAAGCGCCUGAGACCAAGUGCGGCGUCAUCCACGAGCUACGGUUCUGCAACUGGACGAGAUGGCCGCGCUGCCUCCGGAACUCCUACUGCUGUCAGAAAACCACCCUUGGCACCACCGUUAAAUACCAUAUCGACGUCCAGACGCAGUGGCCGGCCUUCUGCGGAGGGAAGCUUGUUGAAAGCAAUUAGCCACGCACGGGAUGGAACGGAGAGAUCUUCAAUGAAGAGACCUUCAGACCUCCCCAGGCAAGCACAAGGCGUGCAGGGCUCGGGACGAGGUCGCCAAACACGUCCCAUGGUUGAAGUUACUUCAGAGCGGAUGCGGUAUAAAGAAGAGUCGGGAUGGUGCGUCGAGUAUGGGGAUCAGUCUAUCUUCGUGGGAGAUUCGCAGUGGACUAACUACGAGAAAGAUGGACGGCAAGCUCUCUUUUGCGCUCGUCUGAACGUCUUUACGUAUCGGUCCAAUGGCAACAGGAGUCGGUGAAGGCGCUAAGCAUUUGGGGAGAUGGCGAAGCGGCUCAUCUUUGUGUUUGUGGGUCUAAUUACUUCCAUUAAAUGGUGUUUGGUAUUGUACACGUUCUGGUGUACAAGGAGUUUAGCCCGAGGUGCACAAGGGUGCUAAGUGUGAACCAACCUGAUAUUUUCCUUCCUUACUUCAGGCAGAAAGCCCUCCUUCCCAAAUGGAAAAAUAUCAUAAUACAAAUGUAUCUUCCA